AGUUUUCUGUAGAAACCGGUAUAAGCUCAUACUUCCAAAGACAACUGGAUCAAAAAUUAUCACUUUCCUAUAAACCAUGGACGUUAAGAAGGAAGAAGAUGUUGAGGAUCCGAUUGUUGAAGAACGAAAUGUUUAUUUGAACAAACAGUUAAUGAUGUAUUUGCUUCGCUUCCCUCUACGUCCUGCAAAUUCAGAUAUGACUUCAUUCUGUUCUGCAAAGAUUAAACCGAAACAAAGAGAAGUUGAACUAGAAUCCCGCUUAGAAGAAAAUUCUCAUUAUUCAAAAACGAAGGCUGCUGAAAUAGCAUGCAAUAGCAACAUGGAUGCAGACAUAAGAAGAAUUGCUCUUUCCAGCUCUAUUACUAAUGCGAACGAAGGGAGCUAUGCCGUUGCUUUUAUAUCUUCAGAUGGAAAUUUUAAUUUGUGCCCAGUAACAAGUAUUUUAGAAAUGAGGCCAUCACUUAAUUACUUAGAUUCUGAAAGGCGUUCUAAAGAUGAAGUAAUAACAAAUGACACAGAAGAGAAAGUAUCUGUCCAUUAUGCUCGAAAAGAAUCGGAUGCAGCAAAAGCCAAGCGCCUAGCUUCAUAUGAUUACCAUAUGAAAAACAAAGCCAAAGAGAGAUGGAUUAGUCUUGAUUAUAGAAAAGCAGAUAGUCGUCAAGCAGUUGCUGAACGUUCGCUCCUUGUAAGAGAAAUGGGAGAUAAUUUUCAGUCUCAGUCUUUAGAAUGGUUAGAUACAACACCUGAUGAAUAUGCUAAAAAAUUAUUACCCGCUGUUGAGGAAGAAGUGGAGUCACACACGCCCUUACCUUAUCAUAUGCUUUCACUCUCGCAGCUAAGAACUCGGCCAUUAUUAGAUCAGGUCAAACAAUUAUUGCGUCAGGCCAAGGUUAUGAAAUUUUCUCAGUUACAGACAUUAGUGGGAGGUUGUUCUGAUUCUUCUACGCUUCUAUGGCAAGUUCAGCAAGUUGGUUUGCUGAUCCAAGGUUGUUGGGUGUUAAAAUCAGAAAUUUUAUAUGAUGAAAGUCAAAAACACUUAGUAAGUCCCCGAGAUUUCGUUCUUUGGAAAUUUGUGCAAUCUAGAGAUAUUCUUCGAAAAGAUCUAGCUCAAGCAUUAAAGAUUUCUCCAGACCAAUUAAAAAAUGUUUUAUUGACAGUGGCUAGAUCAAAAGGUGUAACUAGGCAUUGGGAAUUCUUAAUGGAUACAGAUAAAGACUUUAUAGAUAAUCAUCCUGAGACUGUCCAUAAACAGCAGCGACAAUGGAUUGCUAAACAGCAGGAAUUACAAAAGAUUCUGAACAUUGACCUCACAACAAAUCAAAAACGAAGGCGUCAAAGUUCAACUAGAAUAGAUGAUGAUACAAAGUCUCCUAAAGUAAGGAGCCGUCACACCAGUGGAAAGUCACAGGAAUCUCCAGCUAUUGAUGCGAAAAGCCUAAAUGAUAAAUUAACUGAGGUUGAUCGGGAAAAGAGCCUACAAUCUUUCAUUAAAAUCCUUAUGACGAAUCAUCACGUCCUAUCACUAACCGAGAUCCGCCGGCAGUUAAAUAUGAAAUUAGCUCAACUGGAUGCAGGACAUCCUCUGACUUGUGUUUCUGAGGUUGAGUUAGAAGAAGCUGUAACCAAAGCAGGGUCAAAAAAAUUUGGUCAAGUUUUUGUCAUGAUGGAAUAUGGUGACGGUUUAGACAUUAUUAGACAAUGCGUCUUAGAUAAAAUGAAUAAAGAUUUCAAAGUUCGGAUAGGUCUAGUAAAAGAGCGUGUUGAAGAAGUUACAGGCAAACCCGCAAAUGAAGCUGAAUGUAAAAGAAUUCUGAAAGAUAUGUGCAGUAGCAGGGGUUCAUUAUGGGUUUUAAAAAAUUCUGUUAGUUCUUGA
Messenger RNA from Dimorphilus gyrociliatus, 1873 nucleotides. The record is from the annotation of a GenBank genome assembly. Lineage: Eukaryota; Metazoa; Annelida; Polychaeta; Dinophilidae.